Cygnus atratus (black swan) is the source of this 8987-nucleotide messenger RNA. It is a transcript of the gene MYH11, whose product is annotated as myosin heavy chain 11. Gene Ontology annotation, molecular function: ATP binding; actin filament binding; cytoskeletal motor activity. The record is from RefSeq and is a predicted model, not a curated record. The coding region runs from base 1 to 5940 and encodes 1979 amino acids. The transcript is spliced from 41 exons. Gene Ontology annotation, cellular component: myosin complex. NCBI's taxonomy places the organism in Eukaryota, Metazoa, Chordata, Aves, Anseriformes, Anatidae.
AUGGCUCAAAAACCUCUCAGCGAUGAUGAGAAAUUCCUCUUUGUGGACAAAAACUUCAUUAAUAACCCACUUGCCCAGGCUGACUGGUCAGCGAAGAGACUGGUUUGGGUUCCAUCAGAGAAACAUGGAUUUGAAGCAGCAAGUAUCAAGGAAGAGAAAGGGGAUGAGGUGACAGUUGAACUGACGGAAAAUGGAAAGAAAGUGACACUGAGCAAAGAUGAUAUCCAAAAGAUGAACCCGCCAAAGUUCUCCAAAGUGGAAGACAUGGCAGAGCUGACCUGCCUCAAUGAAGCUUCAGUGCUGCACAAUCUAAGGGAGAGAUACUUCUCAGGUUUAAUUUAUACUUAUUCAGGUCUCUUCUGUGUUGUGAUAAAUCCAUACAAACAGCUGCCCAUUUAUUCAGAGAAGAUUAUUGACAUGUACAAGGGAAAGAAGAGGCACGAAAUGCCACCCCACAUCUAUGCUAUUGCGGACACAGCCUACAGGAGCAUGCUGCAAGAUCGAGAAGACCAGUCUAUCCUGUGCACAGGUGAAUCUGGUGCUGGCAAGACAGAAAAUACCAAAAAGGUCAUUCAGUACCUGGCUGUUGUUGCUUCAUCACAUAAGGGCAAAAAGGACACCAGCAUCACUCAAGGUCCAUCUUUUUCUUACGGUGAGCUGGAAAAACAGCUUCUACAGGCAAACCCUAUUCUUGAAGCUUUUGGAAAUGCCAAAACCGUGAAGAAUGACAACUCCUCCAGAUUCGGCAAAUUCAUCCGCAUCAACUUUGAUGUGACAGGCUACAUUGUCGGAGCAAACAUAGAGACUUAUUUGCUUGAAAAAUCCCGUGCUAUUCGUCAGGCUAAAGAUGAGCGAACGUUUCAUAUCUUUUACUAUUUGAUUGCUGGAGCUUCUGAACAAAUGAGAAAUGAUCUGUUGCUGGAAGGCUUCAACAAUUAUACCUUUCUCUCUAAUGGUCACGUGCCUAUUCCUGCUCAACAAGAUGAUGAAAUGUUCCAGGAGACCUUGGAAGCCAUGACAAUUAUGGGCUUUACUGAGGAGGAACAGACAGCUAUAUUGAGAGUUGUUUCAUCUGUCCUACAGCUGGGUAAUAUUGUCUUCAAGAAGGAGAGAAACACUGAUCAAGCUUCUAUGCCUGACAAUACUGCUGCACAAAAAGUGUGUCACCUGAUGGGAAUUAAUGUGACAGAUUUCACAAGAUCUAUUCUAACCCCAAGGAUCAAAGUAGGACGAGAUGUUGUUCAGAAAGCUCAGACCAAAGAACAGGCUGAUUUUGCCAUAGAGGCUUUGGCCAAGGCAAAAUUCGAACGUCUUUUCCGUUGGAUUCUAACACGUGUAAACAAAGCUCUUGAUAAAACAAAAAGACAAGGUGCUUCUUUCUUGGGCAUUCUUGAUAUUGCUGGAUUUGAGAUUUUUGAGGUCAAUUCCUUUGAGCAGCUGUGCAUCAAUUACACUAAUGAAAAACUUCAGCAGCUUUUCAACCACACUAUGUUUAUAUUGGAGCAAGAGGAAUAUCAGCGUGAGGGCAUCGAAUGGAAUUUCAUUGACUUUGGCCUUGACCUGCAACCUUGCAUUGAGCUAAUUGAAAGACCGACCAACCCUCCAGGUGUCCUGGCUCUGCUGGAUGAAGAGUGCUGGUUCCCCAAAGCUACUGACACGUCCUUUGUGGAAAAACUCAUUCAAGAGCAAGGCAACCAUGCCAAAUUCCAGAAGUCCAAGCAACUCAAGGAUAAAACCGAGUUCUGUAUAAUGCACUAUGCAGGAAAGGUUACCUACAAUGCAACUGCCUGGCUAACAAAGAACAUGGAUCCACUAAAUGACAACGUGACUUCUCUGCUAAACCAGUCUUCAGACAAAUUUGUGGCAGACCUUUGGAAAGAUGUGGACCGUAUAGUUGGGCUGGACCAGAUGGCCAAGAUGACUGAAAGUUCACUGCCUAGUGCUUCAAAAACCAAGAAAGGCAUGUUCCGUACUGUGGGCCAACUCUAUAAGGAGCAGCUGACUAAACUGAUGACCACCUUAAGGAACACCAAUCCCAACUUUGUCCGCUGUAUCAUUCCAAAUCAUGAAAAAAGGGCUGGCAAACUUGAUGCCCAUUUAGUGCUGGAGCAGUUGCGCUGUAAUGGUGUCUUGGAAGGUAUUCGUAUCUGCCGGCAGGGAUUCCCCAACAGGAUUGUCUUCCAGGAGUUCCGUCAGCGAUACGAAAUUCUUGCUGCAAAUGCUAUUCCUAAAGGAUUCAUGGACGGGAAGCAGGCUUGCAUACUGAUGAUCAAAGCACUGGAACUUGAUCCAAACUUGUACAGAAUUGGGCAGAGUAAGAUCUUCUUCAGAACUGGUGUUCUGGCUCACCUGGAAGAAGAGAGAGACCUGAAGAUCACAGAUGUCAUUAUUGCCUUCCAGGCUCAGUGCCGAGGCUACCUGGCAAGAAAAGCCUUUGCCAAGAGACAGCAACAGCUGACUGCAAUGAAGGUUAUCCAAAGAAACUGUGCUGCUUAUCUGAAGCUGAGGAACUGGCAAUGGUGGAGACUGUUCACUAAAGUGAAACCGCUGCUACAAGUUACCCGCCAAGAGGAAGAAAUGCAGGCCAAGGAUGAAGAACUGCAAAGAACUAAGGAAAGACAACAGAAAGCAGAGGCUGAAUUGAAGGAGCUAGAACAGAAACACACCCAGCUUUGUGAAGAGAAGAACCUCCUUCAGGAACAGCUUCAGGCAGAAACUGAACUGUAUGCUGAAGCUGAAGAGAUGAGAGUCCGUUUAGCUGCUAAGAAACAAGAGCUGGAAGAGAUUCUGCAUGAGAUGGAGGCCAGGAUUGAGGAAGAGGAGGAGCGCAGCCAACAGUUGCAAGCAGAGAAGAAAAAGAUGCAGCAACAAAUGCUGGACCUGGAAGAACAACUUGAAGAAGAAGAAGCUGCAAGACAGAAACUGCAGCUUGAAAAAGUAACAGCAGAUGGCAAGAUAAAGAAAAUGGAAGAUGAUAUUCUCAUAAUGGAAGAUCAGAAUAACAAGCUAACAAAGGAAAGAAAACUUCUUGAGGAAAGAGUAAGCGAUCUAACAACGAAUCUUGCAGAAGAGGAAGAAAAAGCCAAAAAUCUUACAAAGCUGAAAAACAAACAUGAAUCUAUGAUUUCAGAACUGGAAGUGCGACUGAAGAAAGAAGAGAAGAGCAGACAAGAACUGGAGAAAAUAAAGAGGAAGUUGGAAGGGGAGUCAAGUGAUCUACAUGAGCAAAUUGCAGAGCUCCAGGCACAAAUUGCUGAGCUGAAGGCACAACUAGCCAAGAAAGAGGAAGAGCUGCAGGCUGCUCUAGCCAGGCUUGAGGAUGAAACUAGUCAGAAGAACAAUGCCCUCAAGAAGAUCCGUGAAUUGGAAUCUCACAUCUCUGAUCUCCAGGAAGACUUGGAGUCUGAGAAAGCUGCAAGAAACAAAGCAGAAAAACAGAAGAGAGACCUAGGUGAAGAGCUGGAGGCUCUUAAGACAGAGCUUGAAGAUACUUUGGAUACCACAGCCACCCAGCAAGAACUCAGAGCAAAACGUGAACAGGAGGUCACAGUGCUGAAGAGAGCUCUGGAGGAGGAGACUCGAACUCAUGAAGCCCAAGUCCAGGAGAUGAGGCAAAAACACACUCAAGCUGUAGAAGAGCUAACAGAGCAGCUGGAACAAUUUAAAAGGGCUAAAGCAAGCUUGGAUAAGACCAAACAGACACUGGAGAAAGAAAAUUCUGAGCUGGCUAAUGAAGUCAGGAGCCUGAAUCAGGCCAAACAGGAUGUGGAGCACAAAAAGAAGAAGCUGGAAGUACAACUGCAAGAGUUACAGUCCAAGUACACUGACGGAGAGCGUGUUCGGACAGAACUCAAUGAAAGAGUUCAUAAACUACAGAUUGAGGUUGAAAAUGUUACCGGUUUGCUCAACGAAGCAGAAAGCAAGACAAUCAAAUUGACCAAAGAUGUUGCAACCUUAGGAUCUCAGCUACAAGACACACAGGAGCUGCUUCAGGAAGAAACACGGCAGAAGCUAAAUGUGUCUACCAAGCUUCGUCAGUUGGAAGAUGAAAGGAACAGCUUGCAGGAGCAGUUGGAUGAAGAAGUAGAAGCAAAACAAAAUCUGGAGAGACAUAUUUCAACACUUACGAUACAGCUCUCCGACUCUAAGAAGAAGCUACAGGAAUUUUCCGCCACGGUAGAAACUAUGGAAGAAGGUAAAAAGAAACUUCAGCGAGAAAUUGAAAGUCUCACGCAACAGUUUGAGGAAAAGGCUGCUUCUUAUGACAAACUGGAAAAAACCAAGAACAGACUCCAGCAGGAGCUGGAUGACCUGGUGGUGGACUUAGAUAACCAACGUCAGCUGGUCUCCAACCUCGAGAAGAAGCAGAAGAAGUUUGAUCAGAUGCUGGCUGAAGAGAAAAACAUCUCUUCAAAAUAUGCAGAUGAAAGGGACAGAGCAGAAGCUGAAGCAAGAGAAAAGGAAACAAAGGCUCUGUCAUUGGCGCGGGCACUUGAAGAGGCUUUGGAAGCCAAAGAAGAACUGGAGAGAACAAACAAAAUGUUGAAAGCUGAAAUGGAAGAUCUUGUUAGCUCCAAAGAUGAUGUCGGCAAGAAUGUCCACGAAUUGGAGAAGUCUAAACGGACCCUUGAACAGCAAGUAGAAGAGAUGAAGACACAAUUAGAAGAGCUAGAGGAUGAGCUACAGGCUGCUGAAGAUGCCAAACUCAGGUUGGAAGUUAACAUGCAAGCCAUGAAAAGCCAGUUUGAAAGAGAUCUACAGGCCAGAGAUGAGCAGAAUGAGGAGAAGAGAAGACAACUCCUUAAACAGCUCCAUGAACAUGAAACGGAACUGGAAGAUGAGCGGAAGCAACGUGCCCUGGCAGCUGCAGCCAAAAAGAAGUUGGAGAUUGAUGUCAAAGAUCUAGAAAGCCAAGCUGAUUCUGCUAACAAAGCUCGGGAAGAAGCCAUCAAACAACUUCGCAAACUACAAGCUCAGAUGAAGGACUACCAACGAGAGCUGGAUGAUGCACGGGCUGCCAGAGAAGAAAUAUUUGCUACAGCCAGAGAAAAUGAGAAGAAAGCAAAGAGCCUGGAAGCAGAACUCAUCCAGCUUCAAGAGGACCUGGCUGCUGCAGAGAGAGCUCGCAAACAAGCAGAUCUGGAGAAAGAAGAGCUGGCAGAGGAACUUGCAAGUGCUUCUUCUGGAAGGACAAGCCUUCAGGAUGAGAAACGGCGCCUAGAGGCAAGAAUUGCCCAACUGGAGGAAGAGCUAGAAGAGGAGCACAGCAACAUAGAGGCAAUGGGUGAUCGCAUGAGGAAAGCAGUACAGCAGGCAGAGCAGCUGAACAAUGAGCUGGCAACAGAGCGUUCAACUGCACAGAAGAAUGAAAAUGCCAGGCAGCAACUGGAGAGGCAGAACAAAGAGCUAAAGAGUAAACUGCAAGAGAUGGAGGGAGCUGUGAAGUCCAAAUUCAAAAGCACAAUUGCUGCUCUGGAGGCCAAAAUUGCUUCUCUUGAAGAGCAGUUGGAACAGGAAGCCAGAGAGAAGCAGACUGCAGCCAAGACGUUGCGCCAGAAGGACAAGAAGCUCAAGGAUGCACUGCUGCAGGUGGAGGACGAGAGAAAGCAAGCAGAGCAGUACAAAGAUCAGGCCGAGAAGGGCAACCUACGACUCAAGCAACUGAAAAGGCAGCUGGAGGAGGCUGAGGAAGAGUCUCAGCGUAUCAAUGCAAACCGCAGGAAGCUGCAGAGAGAGCUGGAUGAAGCUACUGAGAGUAAUGAAGCCCUGGGCCGGGAGGUUGCAGCACUGAAGAGCAAGCUAAGGAGGGGAAAUGAGCCAGCAUCUUUUGCCCCACCCCGCAGAUCUGGAGGCAGAAGAGUAAUUGAGAAUGCAACAGAUGGAGGUGAAGAAGAAAUUGAUGGAAGAGAUGGAGAUUUCAAUGGAAAAGCCAGUGAAUAAACACGCUUAAAACUUGCACUGCAGUAAGGGGAAGGAGGAUGAUAUUUAGCACUGUUUAAGUCUACUCUUAGUGUCAAGGUCACACACACCCACUCCUCUGAUGAUGAUAAAAAGCACAACUGCCUUGUCUCUAAUGUAUAGAUUGAUGUUAAAAGUACUCCAAAACUUUUACCAUGAAGUGUGUUUGAAAAGUUUUGUUUUAAAUUCAGAGUAUUUCACCAAGAAUCUUCCAGAAAGCAAGUUCUAAUAGCUCAGACAAUUUAAGUCCCAGUGAACUGAAGUUUACAAAGGAUUUGUAAGACUGUUGCAGGGGAAAAAAAGACAUUGGUCAGUUAAUCUUUUCUUAAACUUUCAUUUUGUCUUAAGUAUUCAAUAUAACUUUUUUUUCCUGGUUACUACACCCCUGACGCACCAUUCACAAGGUGAAAGUGCCUUUUUAAUCACUUACUGAAAAACAAAAUAUCAUUUGUUCAAAUUAAGUCAACUGUUACAGUUUUAUAUGCACCAUGGAUGUGCUUACACACUAAUAAAAGUCUAUAAAAAACACCCCAAUAUUCUUGUGUGCAGGUGUCACUUGGGUGCAACACAACAUGCUGGAAGGAAAUAGGAGACACAAUGGAACAUCUUUACAACUCAUAUACCUUUUAGGAAAGGUCAGCUAUAAUCACCAGAAUGAAAAACUGAUAAUCUAAGUAAUUGCUUUCGAAGGAAUAAAAGAAUAUGUACAGUCAGCUGAAUGAAAAAUGAUAUGAAGCACUUGGGAAAGGUUUGGCUACCAUAUGGAGACAUGGUGCUAAGAAACCCUAGGAUGGAUCUAAGGACAGACAGGACCUUCAAGAGACUUGCACCCUUCUGGCGCAGCAGCUAGAAAGCAGACAGGGCCCUAAAUACUUAUGUUUAGGCAACUGCAUCAACACUUGAAGUCUGUAUGCAUAGGGACAGUUCCAGCCAAAACCUCUAAAGCAGGCUGGAAACAAUUAGACACAGCAGCCCCCACUGAAUGCAGUGAUCCAAGCCAAGCUACUCUGUAUAAAGGGAUCAGCACACAGUUACUUUUAUUUUUGGAGCACUCCAACAGGACUGCAGCCCACUUCUGGGAACUACCAGGACCUACCACAAAUCCACGCAGCUCUAAUACUUCCAGAUAGCAGCUGGCUUUGUGGUCAUAGUGGGACAGUAGAGAACCAUGAACAGCAAAGCUAGGUGUAGAAUUGCUCUAACUGAGAACAGAGAGCUUCCUCCAUGUCUUAGGUUGUACUGCAGGUGAACCUUAAACAGUAUGACUACAGGGAGAGAAGAUCAUGUAUAAGUAUCUAUCUUAACUGCUAAUGUGAUCACCUUCCAAAACUGAAUUUUGUACCAGAAGGCACAGAGACCAUGAACUCAGGAACUUCAGACCAGGCACCAUUUAGCCAGCAGAAGUAGAUCCCAUAGAGUUCUCUUUGCUCAUAAAAGAGUAAAGUCACUAUUUAGUGUGACUACAAUGACAAACUGGUGAUGGGCAGUAAGUAGCUGUCAGCUGAGAGCUUUUCAUUGCAUGGUCAGGCAAGCAGCCCAGCUCUGUAAAUAGUCCAAUACCCAGCUAUUACACUGGUGAGCCUACACAUGUGCAAACAAGGAGACCAAGGAAGUCAGAGUUCAAACAGAACAGUCUUAAGCACCAAUACUCAGAUCAGAGCUGGGCAAUUGAACAUUGUGACCUUCUAAAAGGAUUUCUUCUGAAAAAUUCAUAUGAAUAACAGUAAAUGUUGGCCCAAUGGUUAGAGUACUGCCGUAGCACUUCAGAAACUUGGGUUCUAGUCCCUAUUCCACAAAGUUUGUGACAAAAUAUGAAGCCUAAGAGCAUUUAUUUAGUAACACUACAGAGAGAAUCCAGCUGCAACAGUAGCCAGAUAUACUGGUUUUGGCUGGAUACACUAUACUUUGGAUUUGUAAUGAAAACAGUAUUGACAGAACACUGAUGUUUUAGCUGUUAAUGAAUAGUGCUUACAGCCAGUCAAGGCCUCUUGUUUUCCAUGUUGCCCUGUCAGCAAGCUGGCUGAGGGUGGACAAAAGGCUGGGGGGAGAAGACACAGCCAGGACAGACCUCAACUGACCAAAUGGAUAUUCUAUACCAUAUUUCACAUCACAGCCAGCAAUAAAAGCUGGGGGAAAAGAGGAGCAAUGUGGCAUGGGGAGCAGGGGCAUGCAUUCAGAGUUGUGUCUUCCCAAGUAAUUGUCAAGCAUGAUGAUUUGCUUUCCUGGAAAUGGCUGAACAUAUGCCUGCCAAGGGGAAGCACUGAAUGAAUUCCUUAUUUUACUUUGCUUGCACACACAGCUUUUCCUUUACCUAUUAAACUGUCUUGAUUUCAACCCAUGAGUCCUUUGCAUUUUUACCUAUCCAAUUUUCUUCCCCCGACCCCACUGGGCAUGGGAAGGAAGCAUGUGACUGUGUGGUGCUUAGCUGGCUGCCAGAGUUAACCCCCAAUACCAAACUAGUUUCACUCCCAGCAGAUGCACCAUUACAGAGGUGACCAUUCUACACUAAAUUAUUCUGACAAUUCCCAACAGCAUGCCCCUGCCGUCAGAUUACAUUUUUUUUUAUGCGACUACAACUGUAUCUGUAUAACAUACUACCUUAAACUAUCUGUAGUCACUAACUUCAAAUUCGUGGCCCUAGCACAGCCCUGACUUUGUCUCUACCUUAUUUCAGUGCUGACUUUCAACUUGAAUGCAAGCCAACCUGCUCACCAAGCAGGCAAAUUCUGGCAAGAUCAUACAGAAAAUGCAACUUGUCUUGAGUGAUCCCUCCAUGCUACAUAGUCCAGUGAGCCAGAGUCCAUGUGACAGCAGAACUAACAAAGUAGCCCACAUGCUUCAGCUCUUCAUGGGUAAGAAAAGUGUGAACUCCCUGUGUGAGAGGACAAAAAUCAUGUUAAAAUGGAUUAAAACCAGAGUUCAAAGUUUUUAGAGAGCAAUGCCAACUCUAGGCAUUGCGUAAAUCCCAAAGGCAUCAUUAAUUAUGGCAACAUUUACAUUCCUUAGGAUAGGAAACCAUGAGAACAAGG